AUGGCAAACAGUCCUCCUCUGGUGUUGAAGAUUUCUAGUAAUUUGGAAAUACCACAAAGCAAUCGAAAAAACUUUCCGACUGAAAAUGAAUCGAAUUCGAUGACAAAACGUCGCGACGGCAAACAAUUGGAAUCAGUUUCCAAAAAUGACCCAGCCACAGAAACGCCCGGGAAAGGUGAGCGAAAUAUAUUUCACUACCGGUAUAUAAAGCCACAGUCAAACGAGGAUGAAGGAUGAUGAGAGUUGGCAGUCACGCAUUGUUAGGGGGGAGAUUUAAAGUUCUGGAUUAACAAAAUAAAGCUUUGAUGAGUGUUCCAACUAUGUUUAUCUUAAAUAGAAUACAUGAUAGUGUCGGGAAAGUAUUAAGAACAGCUAACCAAGGGCGCGUGACUUCCAAAUCUCUUGCACCUGGGUUUAAAACUGAACACAAAUUAAUUUACUGCACUGUAAUUUUGGAUAAUAAAACAUUUCCGCUUUUUCAUGGGUUUUAUGCUGUUUUUACUCCUAAGUUUCAGGGAAUUUUUGGCGCGGAGGUUUUAAGAAAUGUUUCGCUAGUUCUAGAACAGUAACUUUUAAUUAAACUGUCCAAAAAAACAAACCACAGUUCUAAUUAUCCCAGGCUUUAACUGCGGCUAUAUCUUUAUUAGAUAUUCAAGGACAAGACGAGGAAUGCUUGAAAGCAGAGAAACUUCUCAAAGCGUUGUUAUCAAUUAAUAUGGCUGAAAUAAACGAGAGUGACACGAAUGCAGAAGGGGAUCCAGAUUGGGUUCCGGCUGAAAAGGUUUCUGAGCGUAGCGUCUCUUCCGAGCCUAAAGUGGAAUAUUCCGAAUCGAAUUCAAAUGAUUCUACCGAUUAUCCAAUAAUCUCCGAGGCCAAAACAAAAAGACGAAGGAGACGCAGAACUCGGAAACGCAAAGGUAUAUAUGCAUAAACAGGUGUAAUACACCCGAGCAAGAUUUUAAGACAAGUUUUCAUUUCAUUUCAUUUCUUGUUUUUCAACUUUGCUAUUUUUUCCAUAAUAAUUACACUUGUUUAAAAACUAGCAUACAAUCUUUUAAAGUCCAUCAAAUUUUGCUCGUCUGUAUAUGGAUGUUAACAAUGAAAUUUGCUGAAAAUUUCUGCUGAAUGAAUUUAAUUGCUUGGUUACCAUGGUAACUAGGCAUGUGAGCUAUCCAAAAUGUUAGAUUGGAAGUUCUAUUAAUCUCAACAGCACCCUCAUACUUUGUCCUUUCGUUCAAACUGUACUAUAGUUAUUGAAGAAGAAGAUACCAACGAGCAUUCGACGACAGAUCCCGAAGUUAAAUCGACGACCAGCGUAUCAAAGUCGCCGUCCAGCACAACAUGUUCGUCCAGUGCCGAGAGCGUGGAGGUCGCUCAGGGCACCGGGGAAGAGUUAAGCGUCAAAUUCAUCGAAGGAAGCGACUCGGCAAUAUCGCAGGAUGAAACAUAUCAAGAUCUCAUUACGGAGGACUUUGUUUUGGAUUUCGAGCAAAGAGUGAUCAAAGAGAAUCUGUUUAUUGAGCACGAGGUAAGAAGCAAGGAAUAAUGAAAUAGUUUUUGCCUGACUGGGUGCCGCAGUCAGGGCCUUUCCGGAGGGGGGCAAAGGGGGCAAUUUCCCCCUGGCCCCCAGUUUAAGGGGGUCCCAAAUUUGCAAAAUUAAAAAAAAUGGAACGUUUUUUUAUAUAAAUAAUGGUCCUAAAUUUUACAGAUUUUGAUAGAAAAAAGGAUUUUACCCAUGUUUUAACAGGAAUUUGUCCGGAAAAUUUUUUUGAUCCUUAAUUUAACUGUUGUUUGUCCAGAAAUUUUUUUUUUGGAGCUAGUUAUGACUACAAGUUACAUGGUCGAAAAAGGAACUAGUUACCAAUAAAAGUUACUUCACGAUUGUUGUAAUUACUUAAAAAAGUUAAUACUUUCAAAAAGUUACUUACAAUUAUUUAAAGUUACAUCUGCAAGUUUUAAUAAUUACAUUGACAGUGAACUACAUAAUAGGAUAAACAGGCCGGCAAAUAGAAGGGGAGUUAUUGUACUCAGUGUAUCGGCCACAUGCAUUAACAUAACGAAAGUUGGUAGUAUAAACAAAAUAGCAAGUACUAUAUUUUAACGUGAAAACGUAACGAAAAAAGUAACAUGAACGUUGGUCGGAAAGUAACCGCGUUAUCCUUCCAUUUUAAGUAAGUAGAAAAUAAGAAGAAACUAUAAAUACUAAACUUUAAUCUGACUUAUACCAAUCAACGGUCAGUUUAAGCUUCAAAAUUUACCAUCCGGUGGAUAAGAUCAUUAAAUAUACAUGCUUUCCAUUGUCUUUCUUUAGAAAUUAGCGAAAGAAGUUGCAGCUUUCGAACUUGAAUUAAAUGCGCAACUGGAGAAAACAGAAGUAAUGGAAGAGUCGCUAAAACAGCUCAAAACCAACAACGAGGCCCUUCAAUGUGAGAAAACACGCCUAUUGGAUGAAAUAAAGACAAAAGAAGAAGAAAUUGGCUCUUUGAAAGAACAAACAACAUCUUUAAAGAUGAUUUGCGACGAGUUCUCACAGAAGAAAAAGAGGGAAGCGAAGACAUCGUAUAUCGACUUAGAUAAUCUCAAAAGCCAGCUUUUGACUAAAGAGGAUGAGUUUGAAUUCGCCAAAAGAAAGCACGAGAACGAAUACAACGAAUUAGCUAAAAUUCACGGAAUGUUCUUGGCAGAAGUUCUAACCGAAGCACAAGAGAUUAAUGCAACAGCGUACACGGCCUUGCGAAGUUCAGCUAAAACAAAACCCGUAAACCGCAAGACUAAUAACGUGCUACAUCUGUUAAAACAACUAAAACGAGAUAUCCUGGCUCUUUCUGACAAGUCUGGCGUUUUAGAAAUCACCGUUAAGCAACUUCGCGAUGAAGUUGAAAGCCAAGAUAAAACACUCACGAAAGUUACUAGUGAAAAAAAGCUUUUAAAAGAACAAGUCCUUGAAGCAAAGGAACAAAACAAAACACUCGUCAAGGAAAAGGCAAAGCUCGAGCGAGAUAAAGAGACUUUGAAAGCGGAAGCUGCCAGAGCUAAGAACAUGUCACAAACUUGCAAAGCCCGUUUGGAAGAGCUCAAAGCGAACGCCCGUUCUGCAAAACGGGAAAAAGAGGUAGUUCUGCGCGAAAAACAGGACAUUGAAAUGGGACUGAAAAAUCUUGGCAUCGACUAUAAGGCAUUGUUGUUAAAUGAAACGAACGAGGUUGUUCAAAAAAUCGAACAACAGAGUCUUGAAAACAGCUCAACUAAUUUGACAGAAGUUACAGAAUGUCAAGAUCCGAAACAGAUUAAAGCAACGAAAGAAAACGAAAGUUCAGAAGAAGUUAGAGAAUUUGAUACCGCUGUUCAUGCUAAGCCAAACGGUGAAACUAACGAACAAUCUUGUAAGCUGAAGGACAUUCUCACUAGAAUAACGAAAGAUGGGUUCUGCUUGAAACGGACCACAGAAUUUAUCGCCCAAGGUUAUUUGAAUGUAGAACUACUUACCAAAUCAUUGUAUUGUCGCUGUGGAUGCUAUAAAAACGAGGCUACACAAAAACAAUUUUUGGAACAUUUUCCUUCGUUAGCUCGACGCAUAGAAUCGCUCGGGAAAUGCCAAAUGGAGAAUAGGAUGGCUAAAGAUUUGGGUAAAGAAUUACACCAAGUGAGAAGCGAAAAUAAUUUGUUGAAACAAGAACGAAGUAAGCACGAAAAAUCGUUGGAAAAUUACAAGGAGUUGGUUCGCGGGUAUUCGCACAUCGUGCACGAGCUAGAAGAACGUGUUGUCGGUGUUCGUGAGAUGAAAUGUAUUAACCGUGAGCUCGAAAAGUAUAGCGUGUUGCUCGAACAACAGAAAGAAGGCGUGGCCAUUCAGCUUCUGGGAGUAAAUAUAAUCCACGCGAUGUUUCAACGACUCAAACGUUUCGCAGGAAAUUUCAUGAACACGGAUCUAAGGUAAAAGCAUGAAUUUUUUUAUAGUUCAUUAAAUUUUCAGGGGUGCAGACUAGGGAUGAAAUAUUACGCCGUACACAUAAGAAAAUAAAAGUUCAUUAAGGAUGUACUGGUACAUGUUUCUAUGCAGAUAUUCCAGUUAAUAUAGUCUUUCUCUUAUUCUGGUUUAUCGUUACUUUGUAGUGCUCCUUCCAAUGAACCUAUGGAAUACACAUCUUUGAAAUCCCUCGAGCAGACGAACAAGUUUUUGAAGGAAAAGCUUGCUUAUAGCGAAUACAACAUAAAUUUACUAAAAGCCACCCUGGAAAGGAAACGUACCGAAACGGCAGAAGUUCAAAUCCAAAUCGAGGAGGCGCUUUUUGCGGGUAACGAGCAACGCCCGGUCUUGGAGUCGCCUGAGCAGAAAACGUACAAAAGAGCGAGAGGAAAUGGCAUCUUGGGUUUUAUGAAACGGAAGAGCGAAAAUGACUCAAGUCGGGAGAACUUUGGAUCAAAAUCAGCACUGCUUAGCGAAAAGCAAUUGGCAGUUGUUAUUGAUUUAGUGCAAUGCAAAGAACAGCUUGUCGUUGGCAUACAAGAAUCUAUUGACUUGGAGCAAGGCUUAGAACGUUUAGGCAAAGCAAGUCGGGAAUAUAUGGACACAUUACAAGGAAAAGAUUCUCGCUUUGAUGAAAAGAAAAUUGCGAAUGCAUCCGUUGCGGAUUUAGAGCGUUUGAAGUGCCUCAAAGAAAAGGAACGAGUCGAGAAUGAGUUUUCUUUCAAAGAAGCACAAAUACGGCUGUUGGAAAAGCAGAUUGCUUUGCUAAAAAGCGAAAGAAAGGCUUGCUUGAAAGCCUUGAGAAGAUACGAAGAGGAAAUGAAAGCAUUCGCGCCCAGCUCAAUCGUUUCAGCAUUAGCAAAACUUUUGUCUAGUUAUCGCACUUUAGAUGAGAGGAAACCAAAUGGAAGUGUAGCUAAUGGAAUCAAGGAUUGUAACAAUAGAGGAAAGAGUAACAUUUUAUGUCAUGGAAGUAUAAAAGGCACAGUUUCUGGUAGUAAUGUAUAA
This is a messenger RNA of Paramuricea clavata, 4975 nucleotides long. Lineage: Eukaryota; Metazoa; Cnidaria; Anthozoa; Malacalcyonacea; Plexauridae. The record is from the annotation of a GenBank genome assembly.